Caenorhabditis remanei is the source of this 1137-nucleotide messenger RNA. RefSeq lists its product as uncharacterized. The record is from RefSeq and is a predicted model, not a curated record. The coding region runs from base 1 to 1137 and encodes 378 amino acids. The transcript is spliced from 7 exons. Gene Ontology annotation, cellular component: membrane. Gene Ontology annotation, molecular function: glutamate-gated receptor activity. Lineage: Eukaryota; Metazoa; Nematoda; Chromadorea; Rhabditida; Rhabditidae.
AUGACCAACAUCAGAAUUGGUGCAUUUCCGUUGGAGAAAGAUGCGCAGACCUGUUUCGAACUUCCGUCUUGUAAGCAUCCAGGAGCGGAGGUUGAAAUACUCAAAAUGGUUUUUCGGUUGAUUGGAGUUAAUUAUACAGUGAUUGAUGUCUGGAAAGAGUUUGGUGAAGUAUAUGAUUUUGGUGCAAAACAAGCAGAUGGAAAUUGGUCCGGAAUGAUUGGUCUACUACAGAAAGACAAACUCGACAUGAUUGGUCUCUCAAUGAGAAUUUCCUCAGACCGGGAAGAAGCAGUGCUGUUUUCCUAUCCGACACGAGUGUUCCAAAGUGUUUUUGUUAUUGCGCCCCCAACUUUUACCUGCACUCGGCAGUUCAUUUUCAAUGCGUUUUCAAGAACUGUCUGGUUAUUCAUUGUGUUCUUUGUCCUACUUCUAUAUUUGAGCGAUUUGUUGAUCAAUUACUUCAAACUGAAAGGUGUUCAUCCAGAUAAACCGAUUCACAGACUUUUUCUUGACCUGUUUUCAACAAAUAUCAGUUUGUACAAUAUCAGUGCUCGAGUUCUACUACUGGUCAUUUUGAUCACAACAUUUCUUUUAUCUCAAUUGUAUCAAACUGACAUGUAUGCAUAUUUAUCUGCUCCCUUAACGUUUGCUAUUCCUUUUCGCACCACUAAAGAAGCAUUGGAUGUCGUUGAGAAAAAAAAGAUGUACUUUGCGGCUUAUGAGAACCAGACGUUUCUUUGUACUCAAAGUAUAUGUAAUCGUUAUCAACAGGUGAUCAAGAAAAAUCCAGUGAGGAGAGCUUUCAGAGAGAAGGAAGUCCAAAAUUUGAUCACAAACGGAGGGAUAUAUCAAUCAACUGUGGAUAGUGCACUUUUGCCAGGACAGCUUUCAUGGCUAAACGAGAAACAAAAAUAUUUGAUAAUUCGAGAUGAAGAUGCGCCAUCUUACUAUGUUGCAUAUAGUUUCUCAAAGAAAUACAAAAAAAUGGUGGACAAAUUCAAUAGUGCAUUAAUUGAAGUACUCCCAGCAGUGUCACUUAUUACCACAGGGCAUGGGUACAACACAAGAAAAAUUCCAUUCGAAGUAAGUGAUCUACAGAUUUAUGGUAUCUCGAGUGUUGUUCACAAUAAAAUAUAA